UCUUCUGCGUGGUUUAAAUUUUCUGCAAUCUGAAUGCCGAAAGACGCUAUAGUCAGUUUCACAGUGACUAAUGGUGCGGAGAUUUACAGAAGAAAGAUCCAGUAGUCAAUCACCAUUCCUUGUAAAAUUCCCUGUGGAAUACCUGCAAUAAUGAAUUCAUUGGGUCUACAGACAUACGUGGAAUUAUGCCAUUUCCCUUCAUUGGCUCAGUCAAAUAUUUACAACCUAACCUAUAUGCAGUCUGGCAGCAUAAAACAUGAGAAAAAUAAGCAAAAAACCUACGGCCUAUUGGUAGCAUUUCUUCGUCCAGUCAGUGAUCCACUAGCCAGCAAAUAUUGUUUCACUAUACACCACUUUGAUAUAGAAGAUGGUAUUAUUCAACCGCAGACAAAAACGAUUGAUUUCGCCUACUUACCAGGUGCCUCGGACAUAGUCUGUAUCAAUGCCCUACACGAUGAAAUAACUGACGAAUAUUUUGUUGCUGUUGGCUUUGUAAAGGAAGGAGAGAAUGGAUAUCUUAAUAUAUACAGGUCAAGAUCUGAAGAAAAGCUCCCUGAGAAUUGCUUGAGUUAUUCAAAGCUGCCUUGUGUUCCUCUUCACCUGGUUCAUGCUCACUGCUUAAUUAAAGAUGAACUUCAAUGGGCAUUCUUCUUGUCUUUUGGUGAACCAUUCACUGAAACUUCGAAUCAGAGUGAAAGCAAAACUCAACCGCGCAUCAAGAUAUUCUCCAAAUUAUUUGAUACUAAUAUUCUUGAAGAAGCUGAACAUGAUGAAGAGAUAGACAAGUUAGGAUUAAAUCACUCGCAGACAAGUCACUCCAGUGCAACUUAUGGGGAAUUAUCUUUUUCUACAGCUUCACUACUUUUCCCAGAAUUGGCUAAUUUACCGUCUACAUCGAUUUUUCUCAACAUGGAUUUUAAAAUCAUGGAUAAUUUACGACUAUCUGCUUUUGGUUCACAGGAUGGAUGGUUUGGUGUAUUUGCUGUGGAUAUGAAAACUCGUAGAGUUGUACAACAUUUCCACUUUUCGCAUGAAUCACCAAUCACAAGUAUUAAAGUCUUUCAACACUUCAGUACACGUAAUGUCAAUUCAAAAGAUACAGCUACUAAUGGGGAUAAAAAAUCGGAGUUUGUACAAUUGAAAUACAUAAAUUGUUUAGUUUGCUCUGCUUUUGAACUCUCCGUUGUCUAUUGGGAUAUCUUCAAACAUAACGGCUUCGGAUCACAAAAUCAAUAUAUUCUACCAUGUAGUGCAGAUUUUGAUCAUGUCAAUUGUGCAUCAGUUGGGGACUUUAAUUUAGAUGGCAAACCUGAAAUUAUACUUGGAACAUUUGGACAACGAUUAUUGUAUUAUGAAUGGGAAUACAGUGAUACUGAAUUGAAAAAUGGACGCUAUACAUUUAAAUCUCAACGUUCACUACCUGGUCCAGUAUUUUCUAUAUCACCUCCAUUGGAUUUAAUUGGUGAAGGUCUGUUGUCAUUUGCUGUUCUAACUAGUCGUGGCCUGCAUGUAUUUCAACAUGAUGUACAAUGUCUUAUCAAAGAAAUUCAUCAUAGACUGAAUCAGUGUGUUGUUACGCAAUCUGCGAUUUUAAAGACUUAAUUUUUUUUUUACAAAAGCUAUUUUUGAGAAUAGAUCAUUUCUUUUUUUUAAAAUACAAACUCUUUAUCUGUUGA
Trichobilharzia szidati is the source of this 1676-nucleotide messenger RNA. The record is from the annotation of a GenBank genome assembly. Lineage: Eukaryota; Metazoa; Platyhelminthes; Trematoda; Strigeidida; Schistosomatidae.